This is a messenger RNA of Dentiscutata erythropus, 160 nucleotides long. NCBI's taxonomy places the organism in Eukaryota, Fungi, Glomeromycota, Glomeromycetes, Diversisporales, Gigasporaceae. The record is from the annotation of a GenBank genome assembly.
UGCAUCUUUUGAACAUGUUAGUAUAAAUAAUAUAGACCUUUUCUGGCAAACACUCAGCAUGACACUUCAACGUAAUACACCUGAGCUUUUUGGCCCUCUAAAAAGCCUACAAAUCAAAUCCGCAAAUGAUUUUCUUAACACUUUUUAUAGAACUCAAUAG